AUGAGUGCCCGGACAACUCGAACUCGUAAGAUCAAGGAAUCAGAGACCGGCCCAGCGGUCAGCAGAGGCGGCAGUGGUUCAAGUUCUGCCACAGAAAACAACGAUAGUAUUGACCAAGGAACAACCAUGGCUGAGAGGGCCCAGCAGCAGAGCUCUGUUGAGUCUCAGGAAAACAGCUCCCUGAGCUCUACUGGCUCAACGAGGCCGACAUCUCCGGUGCAAGCAACACGCAUUUGGGAAUUGGCAGCCCAUAGUUCUGUAUGCUGUGAAAAAAGCGCUGCCGGGAAAGCCAUCCAUAUCAUUCUUUCCAGAAAUCCACUGAAUCUCCAGCCCUCGAGACCUGUAGCGGAUUGGACUCGAUCAAUCCAUACAGCUCUUGCAGAGAGCCAACCGAUAAUGCCUUUUCAGCAAAUGUAUAAACCUCUAAGUCAGGAAGAGGUGGGCUACAUCCGGAAGAGGCUGGAAGAAUAUACGAGACGGCAUAUUCAUAAAUUAGAUGGCUUUGACUGUGCAGUAAUCCUCGCGGACGCCAAGACCCUAUUUUCGUAUAUUGCGCUCCUGGAGUCAACGAUCAAAACCCAUCAGACCGAGCCACAAUCCAAGAAGAGAACCAUGCAACCCACUGGGGCUGCAGGCCAAGAAUGUGGAAAGAGGCGGCGACGACAUUAG
This is a messenger RNA of Histoplasma mississippiense, 669 nucleotides long. RefSeq lists its product with no specific name. Lineage: Eukaryota; Fungi; Ascomycota; Eurotiomycetes; Onygenales; Ajellomycetaceae. The record is from RefSeq and is a predicted model, not a curated record. The coding region runs from base 1 to 669 and encodes 222 amino acids. The transcript has 3 exons.